CGAUGGGCAGGAUGGCGGCGGCGGGACUACAACUCCCAUGGUGCGCUGCGUGGGAGGCGCAGGCGCAGUAGCUUCCCCCCAGCACCUGAUCUUUGGAUCCACGUUGCUUCCUAUUCGUAUAGCACCCAAUAUCUGCUCCUCUCAUCCCCUCCAAGCAUGUCGGAAGGGGACAGCAGUGGAGAUGCCAUUCAUGGUAAACCAUCGACGGUUGGCAUGUUUUUUUCACGGUUGGGACAGGUCUACCAAUCACUCUUAGACAAGUCCACGCCCUUCACAAUUGUGCGAUGGGUUGUAACGUUUCUUUUUGGUGCAAUCUACAUGAUUAGAGUUUAUAUCCUACAGGGAUGGUACAUUGUGACUUACGCACUGGGGAUUUACCAUCUGAACCUCUUCAUUGCUUUCUUGUCUCCCAAAGUUGACCCUUCACUAAUGGAAGAUUCAGACGAGGGGCCAGCUUUACCGACAAAGCAGAACGAGGAGUUCAGACCAUUUAUAAGAAGGCUGCCAGAGUUCAAGUUCUGGCAUUCCGCUACAAAAGGAAUCGUGGUGGCGAUGUGUUGCACUUUCUUUGAGGCCUUCAACGUGCCCGUUUUCUGGCCAAUUCUGGUCAUGUACUUCAUUAUGCUCUUCUGCAUUACCAUGAAGAGGCAGAUUAAGCAUAUGAUCAAGUACCGAUAUCUACCGUUCACACAUGGCAAAAGGACAUACAAGGGGAAGGAGGAGCCCGGGAAAACAUUUGCCAGUUAGAAAAUGUGACUUUCCACGUUCCUGGAAUUAUAUUCUCUACCGCCCCCUCCCUCUCCUCACUCCCUCCCUCUCCCCCCGCAUCUCACCCUUUACACGUAAAUUUUGGACAAUAAUCGCAGUGACAACUCUGUUCUUAUCAUGUCUACUCAAGGCCUUGCUGAAGGGUACAUUUUAGGUGAUUUAGUUGAGAUUAUUUUGGAUGACACAAGAUGUCUUUAUAAAAUAUCGAUUUUUUUUUUCUCCAACCUUUUUUUGGAUUAAUUUAUAGGUGACCGCACUUAGAAAAAAAAACAACCAGUUAACUGUAUUCGAUACGCCAGUUAUUUCAAAUGUACUUUGUCACUUAAACGAAACAAAAAAAGGAUAAAAAAAAACAAAUCAAAAGAUCAAUAAUGUGUUUGGUAGAAAAAAAAUGGGUUUCUUACAUCGGCGGCUUUGCAAAAACGCCGUGUGUGUUUCUGUAAAGCUACUUUUCAGUAUUACCAGAAACAUUAAAUCUACGUGAAGGAGUUGUCUGUUGGUAUUUUAAACUUUUUUUUCCAUGGAAGGUUGUAGAGACUUUCUUCUGGUCCAGCAAAUUAUUUUCUUUUGAAGCUCAUUUUAAACAAUUGAAAUUUGCUUUUGAGAUUGUCAUAAGGGGUUGGGAUUCCGAAUGGGGAGUGGGGGAGAACUUGGUUGGGAUUUUUCUUCAGGAGGGGGACGGUGGGAAACGAGGGAAAACAAUUCAGUCAGGCUGCAAAAAAAAAAGAUUGGAAGAGGCCAGGCUCUGGGAUUUCGAAGCCAGUGUGUCAAGCGCAAGAAAUAGUAUUUGUUUUUCUAUAUAAAAAGUAAUGCCACAGAACAAGUGGGAGGUGUGUGUGUUUAUCAGAGGGGGGGAGGGGGGGAGAGGAUGUAAUUCUACAAUCCAUCCCUCACUUAGGAAUAUGCAGAGAGCCCUGUGUCUCUCUGGAUACCAUCAGGACACAUACUUUUACAUAAUAUGGGGAUAGUAAUAAAAAAAAUCAUACCUUUGGUUUUCUGAUGGUAUUGAUGCUGUGGGUUCGAGAUUCUGAGAUUUGAUUUUUUUUAUAUAUAUAUAUAAAUAUUAAAGUUGCCCUCAGUAGAUUCCAGAAUUUAAAACGAUAUAACCAGUGUGAAACCUGUACUUUGUUUUUAACGCACAUUAAACUGCUCAGGCUCGCAUCCCAAAGGCUUUUGAAUGAAUGUAGCUUUUGGAUACAGCGGAGCAAUCGCUCGUAAAGGGAUAUAUGGUGGAGGGAAGAGAAGGGGUCGCCAAAAUAUUUAAUCUUUAAAGCAAUUGGAAAGCUUACACUUGAGGUGAGAGGCAGUGGAACGGAGAGUGGAGAUGUGAAACGAGCAAUGCGGGGGAUUAACUGUUUAAAUCGCUGGUGAGAGCUAGUAGCCCCUCCCAUGGCAAUCGUGAGGGUGAACGGGAUGCUUGCGGGUUCAGUUCAGACUGGUGUAUGUCAGCUGCGGCUGAUGUUUUAAAAUCAGGCAACCUUUUACAGGAUAAAAGCAGGUGGACUGUGGUGCUUUGGCAAGAUUGGGUUAAGAUUGGGUUUGUCGUACUGUGAGUCUCACUGCACUCAUGUGCUGCCCAGUACAGGCACCCGAUCUGGUUAUUUGCAUGUGAAAUUGCCUAUCGAGCAGCAUUCACAUCGGACAGGUAGGAAUUCUGGUUUGUAGCCAAAUUUAAAAUGUAUUUAACCUUCCACCCGAGGCGAUAACCUGCCCUCCUGUCACGUGCUGCAGUGGGUUAUAUCCGUGCAUUUUUUGUUUUGGAACGGCUGAAGUAUUGAUUUAAAGAGAUUUGAAACCA
This is a messenger RNA of Callorhinchus milii (elephant shark), 2566 nucleotides long. It is a transcript of the gene rer1, whose product is annotated as retention in endoplasmic reticulum sorting receptor 1. NCBI's taxonomy places the organism in Eukaryota, Metazoa, Chordata, Chondrichthyes, Chimaeriformes, Callorhinchidae. The coding region runs from base 157 to 747 and encodes 196 amino acids. Gene Ontology annotation, cellular component: Golgi membrane. Gene Ontology annotation, biological process: retrograde vesicle-mediated transport, Golgi to endoplasmic reticulum; protein retention in ER lumen. The transcript has 7 exons. The record is from RefSeq and is a predicted model, not a curated record.